Messenger RNA from Symbiodinium natans, 1140 nucleotides. The record is from the annotation of a GenBank genome assembly. NCBI's taxonomy places the organism in Eukaryota, Dinophyceae, Suessiales, Symbiodiniaceae.
AUGCCGCUUCCCCCCGUGUCCGUUGCCCUCGCCAAGGAGCUGGGCGAGCCCGUGAAGCCCGACCUCUCUGCGGAGCCUGCUGUCACGGGCCCUGAAGCAAAGGAGGAAGCCAGCGCCAUCGUCACAGAGGUGCCUCAAGGUGCCGGUGAGGCCUCGGUCAAGGACUCGGCGGAUGCCGCAGAUUCUGCUGAUGCCUCGGACGCCCCACGUGCCUCGGAUGCACCGCGUGCCCCGGAUGCAGACGCACCGCGUGCCUCAGAUGCGAAGCCAUGCCAAGCGGACGCGGAGGAAGCGCCGGCGGAGGCCGAUGCAGAGGAGGCAGAUCAGGCAGAGGAGGCGGAGGCCGAUGCAGAGGGCAAGGAGGAGGCGGAGGGGAAGGAGGGUUCAGGCAAGCGCAAGCGCAAGGCCGGCCUGCGUGCGCGCGUGCUGGCGGAGCUGAAGUCUGCAAGCCCCUGGGACAUGAAGGCGCGCCUGGAGUCCCAGCUGGCGGAGCACGACGUUUUGAUCGCCGCGGCCAUGGACGUCGAGGCGGGCAAGCAGAAGCUGGUGGACGAAGCCUUGGCGGAGGUGGACCGCUUGAGCCAGGUGGUCAAGGAGGCGUCGGAGCUCGAGGAGCAGGCGCUCGGCCGCGCCAAGGACUUGCGGAAGCGCAAGCGGGAGGCUGCGAAGGAGUGCACGGAGCGCCAGAAGGAGGUGCAGCAUCAAGAGGACCUACUCGUGCUUCUGGGCUUCGAGGUGGAACGGCUUCGGAAGCACAAGGAGGCGGAGGCCAGCAUGGAAUCCGAGAAGGACGCCAAGCGCCAGAAGAUUCAGGAGCUGCUGCAGGUGGCGGAGGAGGCCAAGAAGGCCCAGGAUGAGAUGCGCCUGCGUGAGAAGGAAGCUCGCCAAGCGGUGCGCCAGUUGGAGAAGGAGCAGAAGCAACUGCAGCUGGGCCCCUUCGGUCGUCGGCAGAAUGCCGCCCGAAAGGCCAGGGCUACGAAGAGCUCGGAGGCUGUGCAGGAGACGCCGGGUGAGAGCUCCAACAGUGCUCCCGUGGUUGACCUCCUGCCGGUGAAGCGCGAAGGCGCUUUGCAUCCAUUCCCGACGCGCCCUGCUGAGACUGCAGAAAAUCUGGUCAUCAGCAUCGAGGACUCUCAGUGA